This is a messenger RNA of Castor canadensis (American beaver), 2085 nucleotides long. It is a transcript of the gene Zfp37, whose product is annotated as ZFP37 zinc finger protein. The record is from RefSeq and is a predicted model, not a curated record. Gene Ontology annotation, molecular function: RNA polymerase II cis-regulatory region sequence-specific DNA binding; DNA-binding transcription factor activity, RNA polymerase II-specific. Gene Ontology annotation, biological process: regulation of DNA-templated transcription. NCBI's taxonomy places the organism in Eukaryota, Metazoa, Chordata, Mammalia, Rodentia, Castoridae.
GCCGGAGGCCGUGGACCCGAGGAGGAGUGCGGGUGCGGCCGAGGAGGCCCGGCAUCCACCCGAGAUGGCUGGGUCCGAGCCCGCGGGCAGCGACGCAGUGAAGGAGGGAUCCGUGACAUUCAAAGAUGUGACUAUGGCCUUUACUCAGAAGGAAUGGGAGCAACUGGGUCCUGCUCAGAGGAACCUGUACAAGGAUGUGAUGCUGGAAAACUACAGCAACCGAGACUCAAUGGGGUGUCAAGCUCCCAAACCAGAUGUUAUCUCCAAGUUGGAAAAAAGAGAAGAGCCCUGGCUGGAGGAGGGGAAAAGACCCAGUCAAAGUCAUCUGAGUAAAAUAGCAAGACCCAGGCAAAUGGGAACUAGUGAAAAAGAAGCUGAGCAAGAUGAUGACCAGCCAGAGAAUAACCAGAUGUGUCAAAACAAACCUAUCAGGGAAGUUGCAGUCAAGAAGAAAACUCCAACUAAGAAGAAAGGCGUGGAGUGUGGUUCACAGGAGAGAAAACAUACUGUGAAUGCAAAACACAUUACUUCAAAAAAGAAGCUUGAUUCACAAGAAAAGAAUUUGAAACAGAAUUUAGACUUACCUGCUCAAAUAAAAAACUGUGCAAAAAAGACACCUGAUAUAGCUAAAGAACAUGGGAAAUCAUUGAGUCAUAGCUUAUCUGAUAGAAAGAAAGACAAAAAUCAAGCUGGAAAGAAAUGUAAGAAAUUAUCCAACCAAAAUUUAUCUGAUAGGUGUGACAAAACACAAACCAGCAAGAAACAUGAGAAAUUAUGCCAUCAUAAUGAAUCCCCUACUAAGCAAGACAAAAUUCAAACUGGAAAGAAACGUGAGAAAUCAGUCAGCCAUAGCUCAUGUACUAAGCCUGACAAAACUCAAGCUUGUGUGAAACCCUAUGAAUGUAAUCAAUGUGGAAAGGUUCUCAGCCAUAAACAAGGACUCAUUGACCAUCAGAGAGUUCAUACUGGAGAGAAGCCUUAUGAAUGUAGUGAAUGUGGGAUAGCCUUUAGCCAAAAGUCCCACCUUGUGGUUCAUCAGAGAACUCACACUGGAGAAAAACCAUAUGAAUGUAUUCAGUGUGGCAAAGCCCAUGGUCAUAAACAUGCCCUCACUGACCAUCUGAGGAUUCAUACUGGGGAAAAGCCCUAUGAAUGUACUGAAUGUGGGAAAGCCUUCAGACACAGCUCAAACCUUAUUCAACAUGUGAGAACUCAUACAGGUGAGAAGCCUUAUGAAUGCAAAGAGUGUGGAAAAUCCUUCAGGUAUAACUCAUCUCUUACUGAACAUGUGAGAACUCAUACAGGUGAAAUACCAUAUGAAUGUAAUGAAUGUGGCAAAGCUUUUAAAUAUAGCUCAUCCCUGACUAAGCAUAUGCGAAUUCAUACUGGUGAGAAACCUUUUGAGUGUAAUGAAUGUGGGAAAACUUUCAGCGAGUCACACCUCAUUAUACAUCAAAGAACUCACACAAAGGAGAAACCUUAUAAAUGUAAUGAAUGUGGAAAAGCCUUUGGACAUAGCUCAUCUCUUACUUAUCAUAUGAGAACUCACACAGGUGAAAGUCCCUUUGAAUGUAACCAAUGUGGGAAGGCCUUUAAACAAAUUGAAGGCCUUACUCAACAUCAGAGAGUUCAUAGUGGGGAGAAGCCCUAUGAGUGUAAUGACUGUGGGAAAGCCUUUAGCCAAAAGGCACACCUCAUUGUACAUCAGAGAACUCAUACCGGGGAGAAACCCUAUGAAUGUAAUGAAUGUGGGAAAGCCUUCAAUGCAAAGUCACAACUUGUUAUUCAUCAGAGAUCCCAUACUGGAGAGGAACCAUAUGAAUGUAGCAAAUGUGGGAAAUCCUUCAAACAAAACACAUCCCUUACCAAACAUGUGAAAACUCAUUCAGAAGAGGAAUCAUUUGAGUGAAAUUUAAUGCCUGAACUGACGGUUUUAUUUCAAUGUAGAAAUUUCCUGAACUUGAAGAAUGUUAGAAAGCCUCUUGCAAGAAGUCACACCUUGUUAUACAUGAGAGAAGAAAUUAGAGUUUAAACUUGAUAUCAAACCUUUUACAGAAAAUAUUAUUUUUAGAUACAAGUUAUCAG